This is a messenger RNA of Fusarium verticillioides 7600, 878 nucleotides long. RefSeq lists its product as hypothetical. NCBI's taxonomy places the organism in Eukaryota, Fungi, Ascomycota, Sordariomycetes, Hypocreales, Nectriaceae. The record is from RefSeq and is a predicted model, not a curated record. The coding region runs from base 81 to 713 and encodes 210 amino acids. The transcript has a single exon.
CAAUGAUUCUGAACAUCGCAUCCUCUGAGACCUGACUAUUGUUCAAGAUACAAAUCUUGUGUCCCAGUUUCAAGGCAACGAUGAAAUUUACUCUAUUCUCUGGCACACCGGGUCAAUCACCUCUUCCAGAGAACCCAGAAUCCGAGCCCUUUGAACUCGUCGCUAUUCCCGGCCCCGACAUUUGGAGAACUCCCUCUUGCGCUGGAGGCCGCGAUGACUUCACCGGACCAAUCUACGCAACCCCCCUUCCCCUAACCUCAUUCAAAAGCGCAAAAGUCACAAUCUCCUCAGACUUUCCCGGGAACUACUCCCAAGGCGGUCUUAUCCUCUUCAUGCCCGAAAGCAUCCCAAUCACUCAAACCGGCCUUGAGGAAUCACCACGGACAUGGAUCAAAGCUGGUAUCGAGAAAGUCGACGGCGAAUUCUUUGCUUCCGUCGCUGCUGCCAAACCAUACUCGGACUGGAGUUUGGUUAGGCUGGAGGAGACUUGUGCUACUUUUGAGAUGGAGAAGGUGAAGGGGUCGCUUUGGAUCUAUGUUACGGGGAGGGAUGGGAGGAGGACGCCUGUGAGGAAGUUGACUUGGGUUGUAGAUGUUUCUCCGCAGAAUGAUAUCUGGAUUGGUGUUGCGGCUUGUAUGCCCAAGGGUGAUGAGAGUGAGAGCGGCGGAAUGUUGAAAGUGCAGUUUCGAGACUUCUCUAUUACAACUGAAUAGUCCAGUAAAGAUACAAUUUAGGCAGCUUACUGUAUUGAGAUAACUGGUUUCACCUGUUGCGAGAAUCUCAGAUUAGGGCUUAAGAUGGUGAUUGUGUGUUGCUGCGGCGGCCCGGAAUCCCUGACUCGGAUGUCCGGUUUCGCCUCAAAGACGAUUAGUUCAGGU